Molecule: messenger RNA, 881 nt
Organism: Cygnus atratus (black swan)
Lineage: Eukaryota; Metazoa; Chordata; Aves; Anseriformes; Anatidae
Gene: NR2C2AP
Product: nuclear receptor 2C2 associated protein
Exons: 6
Coding region: 165-587 (140 amino acids)
Source: RefSeq, a predicted model, not a curated record
CCGCAGGGCUGGGGCUGGCAGCCUCGCCGAGCACCCACGAAGACCCCGGGGCCGUGGGCAAGCGCAGCAGCACCAUACGCUUGCGAAGGAUAAUUUUAAGCAGCUGUCGUGAGUGCCCCCUAUACCCUGCAGCCGUUCCCGAUCCCGUCUCCCCACACCCAGCGAUGCCCACGGAGCCCCUGAUCUGCGCCGACACGGCCACGCGGGUGAGCUCCGUGCUGAACCGGGACGUGAAGCAGUUUGGGAAGAAGCACAUGUUUGAUGCCAACGAGGAGACGUGCUGGAACUCGGACCAGGGCGCGCGCCAGUGGGUCGCCCUGGAUUUCCCGCGCACCGUCAAGGUCUCGCAGCUCCACAUCCAGUUCCAGGGGGGGUUCUCCAGCCGGCUGUGCACGCUGGAAGGCUGCAGAACGGGCGAAGAACUGGUGAAAAUAUCCGAGCUGUACCCCGAGGACGUUAACGCCAUGCAGAGAUUCCAGGUGGAGGAGACGGCUCUGGAUAAGCUGAAGAUCACCUUUGAGAACAGCACGGACUUCUUUGGGCGCAUCGUGGUGUACCACCUCAGGGUGCUGGGGGAGAGGCUGUAGGGCAGCGGGGGGGGGGGGGGGCUGCUUUCCCAGCACCCUCAUUCCCCCCCCAGGGGCUCUGCUGCAUGGGGAGAAACGGGACAGCAAACGCUGCCAGCAGGGGUGCGCUGCCCCCAACUGCGCCCCGAAGUGCUGAUGGGUGGAGAGGGGACCCCACCCCCCGGCAGCGCAGGAGGGACGCUCAAGCAGAGAUCCACGUGCUGGACUUGCAAGCCACCUUUGGUGCCUUUUUGGGGGGGGGGGGGGGAACGCAGCCCGUGCAGCCGGCUGAAUAAACGGUGGUGGUGGCCCCCA